AUGGACACUAGUGUUGUAUGUAUUCUCAAGUUAGUUGGAGCAAUCUUUGUUGUGGUGUUGAAGUUGUUUGUGAAUGGAGCUGUUGGUUGCUUAGAGAAUGAGAAACAUGCUCUCCUUCAGUUGAAGGCAAGCCUCGUUGGAAACUAUGAGACUUCCCUUUUGACUACAUGGGAUAGUAAGAGUGAUGGUUGCUGUGCAUGGGAAGGCAUUGGUUGUAGCAAUCAAACUGGACAUGUUGAAAGGCUUGAUCUAAAUCAAGAUCAGUUUGGUCCUUUUCAAGGCGAGAUCAAUGCGUCCGUGAUGGAGUUGCGACAUUUAGUUUAUUUGAACCUCAGUCAUUGUCUAAUUUCAAACAGUAUUUUUCCAGAAUUUUUUGAUUCUCUAAGCAACUUGAAAUUCCUUGACCUCCAAUCCUCGUCUUACUCGACAGAAAUUUCAAGUGGUUUUGCUCGUCUUGGAAACUUGCAAUAUCUUGAUCUUUCGAGCAAUAGCCUUGAGGGUACAAUUCCGCGUCAAUUUGGAAGUCUCUUGCAUUUACAAUACCUUGAUCUCAGUUAUAAUGCCUUAGAUGGAACCAUUCCUCGUCAUCUUGGAAAUCUCUCUCGUUUGCAGUACCUUGAUCUUUCAUAUAAUGGCCUUGAUGGAACCAUUCCGCAUCAACUUGGAAGCCUUUCAAACUUGCAGGAGCUUCAUCUUCAAUAUAAUCAAGGACUCAAAGUUGAUGACGAGAAUAAUCACGUUGGAGGUCAGUGGUUUUCUAAUCUCACUCUUUUAACUCAUCUUGACUUGAGUGGCAUGCCCUAUCUCAAUUCUUCUCAUGUCUGGCUGCAAACGAUUGCCAAGCUUCCGAAAAUACAAGAACUGAGGCUCUCUGGUUGUGCUCUUUCAGAUCUUUAUCUUUUCUCUCUAUCUCGUUCACGAUUGAGCUUUUCUACUUCUCUUUCAAUCCUUGAUCUUUCACUCAAUACCUUCUCAUCAUCCAAAAUAUUUGAAUGGGUGUUUAAUGUCACUUCCAACUUCAUCGAGCUUGAUCUUUCCUCUAACAACUUCAAUGGCACCAUUCCAUAUGACUUUGGCAACAUAAACUGCAAAUCCCAUACUUUGCACUCAUUGCAUUUUGAUUAUAACAAUUUGAAUGAAGAUAUUUCAACUAUUCUUCUAAAAUUGUCUGGUUGCGUAAGAUACUCGCUGCAAGGUUUUAGUUUACGCCACAACCAAAUUACUGGAACAUUGCCUAACCUUUCAAUAUUUCCAUCUCUAACAACAAUCGACCUUUCAUUUAAUACGUUAAGUGGCAAGCUUCCCGAUGAAAUUCCAAAAUCAUUGGAGUCUUUGAUAUUUGAAUCAAAUUCUUUAGAAGGUGGAGUUCCAAAAUCAUUUGGAAACCUAUGUUCAUUAAAGUUGCUAGAUUUGUCAAGUAACAAGUUGAGUGAAGAUCUUACGCAGAUACUUCAUAAUUUAUCGGUUGGGUGUGCAAAGUACUCGUUGCAAGAAUUAAAUCUAGGUAGCAACCAAAUUAUUGGCACGGUGCCUGACUUGUCCGGGUUGUCAGCUCUCAAAAACUUGUAUCUAUCUAACAAUCUAUUACAUGGCAAGAUAGUGCAAAAGUCUCCAUUCCCUUACCAAUUAGAAGUCCUGAAUUUGGAUUCUAAUAACUUUGAAGGUGUGAUCAGCGACUCUCAUUUCCGAAACAUGUCCUUGUUAACAAAUUUAAACUUGAAUGGAAAUUCAUUGUCACUUAUAUUCAGUGAAAAUUGGAUAGCGCCUUUUCACCUAUCUUCCUUAAGGUUACGUUCUUGUGUUCUAGGGUCGAGUUUUCCAAAAUGGUUGCAGAGUCAAAAACAUCUUUAUGAUUUGGAGAUUUCUAAUGCAAAAAUCUCAGAUGUAGUUCCCGUGUGGUUUUGGACUCAAGCAAAAAAUUUAGUCUUCAUGAAUAUUUCUCACAACAAUUUAACUGGCACAAUUCCAAAUUUGUCCAUAACAUUUUCAAAAGAUUGUACACUAAUUCUGGAUUCAAAUCAAUUUGAAGGUCCAAUCCCUCCAUUUUUUGGUAGUGCAACUUUUCUACGGUUGUCUAAGAACAAAUUUUCAGAAACUACCUCGUUUUUAUGUACUAACACUACGGUUUAUAGAUUGUUCUUGUUGGAUCUAUCAAAGAAUCAAUUAUCAAGGCAACUACCUAAUUGCUGGGAUAAUUUGAGCGCAUUGCAAUUUCUAGAUUUGAGUGACAACACUUUGUCCGGUGAAGUGCCAUCCUCGAUGGGAUCAUUACUUGAACUUAAGGUAUUGAUAUUGCGUAACAAUACCUUCACAGGAAAGUUACCCGUCUCGUUGAAAAAUUGCAUUGAACUGAUCAUGCUUGAUGUUGGAAAUAAUAGAUUCUCAGGACCAAUACCGAAUUGGUUAGGACAGCAAUUGCAAAUGUUAAGUUUACGAAAGAACCAAUUCUAUGGAAGUCUUCCUCGGAGUCUUUGUUACUUAACAAACAUUCAGUUGUUGGAUCUCUCAGAAAACAAUCUAUCAGGACGAAUUUUCAAAUGCAUGAAUAAUUUUUCUGCAAUGUCUCAAGAUGUUUUAUCAGCUAUUUCCACAGAAUCCGUUUUAUAUUACACAGUUACCUAUAGAGAGAACUUUGAAGGCUUUGAUAUUAUUGCAUUGUUGAUGUGGAAAGGCACAGAACAACAAUUCAAGAAUAAUAAGCUCAUUUUGAGGAGUAUUGAUCUUUCAAGCAAUCAAUUGAUUGGAGAGAUUCCAAAAGAAAUAGAAAACUUGAUAGAAUUAGUCUCGUUGAAUUUAUCAAGCAACCAUUUGACCGGAAAAAUCACUUCAGAGAUUGGAAGAUUAACAUCACUUGAAUUUCUUGACUUGUCGAGAAACCAUUUAUUUGGCCCAAUUCCUUCUUCUCUAGCUCAAAUUGAUCGUCUGUCCUUGUUAAAUCUGUCUAAUAACAAUCUGUCUGGAAGAAUUCCAAUAGGCACGCAGUUACAAAGUUUUGUUGCGUCAAGUUAUGAAGGGAAUGCUGAUCUUUGUGGGAAGCCACUUGAUAAAAAAUGUCCGGGAGAUGAAGAAGCCGCACACGAGAAACCAGAAACAAUUGAAGAAAGUAGUCCAGAAGAUAAAAAAUCAAUUUAUUUGAGUGUGGGAUUGGGAUUUAUCACAGGAUUUUGGGCACUGUUUGCAGGAAAAGUUAGUCUAAGCAUCUCCAAUAGAAUCAUAUGCAACUUUGUUGAAGAAAAGUAG
Vicia faba (fava bean) is the source of this 3240-nucleotide messenger RNA. The record is from the annotation of a GenBank genome assembly. NCBI's taxonomy places the organism in Eukaryota, Viridiplantae, Streptophyta, Magnoliopsida, Fabales, Fabaceae.